Hibiscus syriacus is the source of this 1494-nucleotide messenger RNA. RefSeq names its product 3-ketoacyl-CoA synthase 9-like. Gene Ontology annotation, cellular component: membrane. NCBI's taxonomy places the organism in Eukaryota, Viridiplantae, Streptophyta, Magnoliopsida, Malvales, Malvaceae. The transcript has a single exon. Gene Ontology annotation, biological process: fatty acid biosynthetic process. The record is from RefSeq and is a predicted model, not a curated record. Gene Ontology annotation, molecular function: acyltransferase activity, transferring groups other than amino-acyl groups. Bases 10 to 1479 code for a protein of 489 amino acids.
UUUUAAAUUAUGUCAAGAGAUUUCUUACCAAGUGUCAACUUGAAGUAUGUCAAACUCGGUUACCAUUACUUAAUAACUCCUCUUUUCACACUUUGUUUGAUCCCUUUAAUGGCUUUUAUCAUCGUCCAAGCAUCGACGUUGAGCCUCGACGACGUCCACCGAUUGUGGCUUCAUCUUGAACAAAAACCCGUCACUGUCACCGUGUUCUUUGCUCUCAUCGUGGUCGGGUCAACCAUUUACAUCAUGUCCCGAACACGAUCCGUUUAUUUGGUGGACUACUCUUGUUAUCUCCCUCCUCCACAUCUCAAAGUCGAGCACCACCGGUUCAUGGAACAUUGCAAGCUGAUGGGUGCGUUCGAUGGUUCCAGUUUGGAGUUUCUAGGCAAGAUAUUGGAAAGAUCGGGUCUCGGAGAAGAAACAUGUGCCCCUGAAGCGAUGCAUUGCCUUCCGCCGAGACCGACAACGGCCGCUGCAAGACAAGAAGCAGAACAGGUGAUUUUCGGUGCUUUAGAUACCCUUUUUGCCAACACUAAUGUUAAGCCAAGAGAUGUCGGAAUCCUUGUCGUUAAUUGCAGUUUGUUCAACCCAACUCCUUCCUUGUCUGCAAUGAUUAUCAAUAAGUAUAAGAUGAGGAGUAAUGUUAAGAGCUUUAAUCUAGGGGGUAUGGGGUGUAGUGCUGGUGUUAUAGCCAUUGAUCUUGCUAAGGAUAUGUUGCAAGUUCUUAGGAACAGUUAUGCCAUUGUUGUUAGCACUGAGAACAUUACACAGAACUGGUAUUUUGGUAACAAGAAAUCGAUGCUGAUACCGAAUUGCUUGUUUCGAGUCGGGGGUGCCGCGAUUCUGUUGUCGAAUAAAUCCGCGGACCAAAGUCGGAGCAAGUAUAAGCUCGUUCAUGCGGUGAGGACACAUAUCGGAGCAGAUGAUAAGGCGUUUAAUUGUGUUCGACAGGAGCAAGAUGAUGAUGGGAAAACUGGGGUUUCUUUGUCUAAAGAGUUGAUGUCAAUUGCUGGUCAUGCACUCAAGACUAACAUCACCACAUUGGGUCCCCUUGUGCUUCCUAUAAGUGAGCAACUUCUGUUCUUUGUGACAUUAGUUGCCAAGAGGUUGUUCAAUGCCAAAAUCAAGCCUUAUAUCCCGGAUUUCAAGCUCGCAUUCGACCAUUUCUGCAUUCACGCCGGUGGUCGGGCUGUGAUCGAUGAGCUAGAGAAGAAUUUGCAGCUUCUCCCUAUACAUGUUGAGGCCUCUCGUAUGACACUGCACCGGUUCGGUAACACAUCGUCGAGUUCGAUCUGGUACGAGCUGGCCUAUACGGAGGCGAAGGGUCGGAUGCGUAAGGGGGACCGCCUUUGGCAGAUCGCUUUCGGAAGUGGUUUCAAAUGUAACAGCGCAGUGUGGUUGGCCCUAAAGAAUGUUAAACCCUCAGCUGGUAAUCCAUGGGAAGGUUGCAUUCAUAGGUAUCCAGUGAAGCUUACGCUGUAAUCAUUCAAAAUUCCA